UGAUCCAUGAUAAAUAGAUCCCUCCCUUCUGGAUGAAAGCGGUGAGCGACAUAAUCAUAACAGAAACCGAAAGAUUAAAAAUACGACUUUUCUACAAAAGGAACAGAAUCGUCUCGAAUCAGCAAGGGGCAUUUAUCAUGGGGAAGCUAUGUGAGCUGGCCCUGGUGUCUCUGGCCCUCCUGGCUCUGCUUCAUACUGACUCUACAUGGGCCAAGAGAAGUGGCAGCAGUAGCAGCAGCAAAAAAUCAUCAUCCAACAACAGGGGCUCAGAAAAAAAGCCAUCAAAAACAUCAAACACGCAGACAGGAAGCUACCCCAGACAACCACAGAGCCCCAACAGGAACCCUAACUCAUACCCAGCAGGAGGUAGUUAUCCAGGGAGAGGUACCAAUCAAAACCAGAACCCAGCCGGUGGAUACCCUGCAGCAGGUGGAAACCACAACCAGCAGUAUCCAGGCCGGGGAACCAACCAAGGAGGAUAUCCUAACCAAAACCCUGCUGCAGGUGGCUAUCCUGCUGCAGGUGGCUAUCCUGCUGCAGGUGGCUACCCCAACCAGCAGUAUCCAGGCAGAGCCAAUCCUGGGGGAUAUCCAAACCAGAACCCUGCAGCUGGAGGUUACCCAGCCGCUGGUGGCUAUCCUGCAGCAGGUGGCUAUCCUGCAGCAGGUGGCUAUCCCAACCAGCAGUAUCCAGGCAGAGCCAAUCCUGGGGGAUAUCCAAACCAGAACCCUGUAGCUGGAGGUUACCCAGCCGCUGGUGGCUAUCCCAACCAGCAGUAUCCAGGCCGGGCAAAUCCUGGGGGAUAUCCAAACCAGAAUCCAGCAGCGGGUGGUUACCCUGCAGCAGCAGGCUACCCCAACCAGAAUCCAGGAAGAGGAGGAGUCAAUCCGGGAUACCCAGCUGGAGGUUACCCAGUAAGAGGGGGAAAUACUGGACAAGGCUGGGGGCAGGCAGGGGGCUACCCUGGUGGAGGGAUGGGAGGAGGUUACCAACCCAACUGGAACCCAAACAAUAAGAUCCUCAGUCCCCGCUAUGGUGGAGGCUAUGGUUAUGGAGGUGGGCAUGGGGGUAUGGGAGGUGGCUCUCCCUUCUCACGCUCAGUUCAGGGUAUGGGGCACUACCCCUCUACUCAGUCCAAGGGCUUUGCUAAGAAGGCUCUUAUGGCCGCAGGGGUUGGGGCCGUGGCAGGUAUGGCAAUAGGCUAUGGCCUUGGGCGUUUCCCUCGCCCACACUUUAACUUCCGCAACCCUCAGGAGGAGCAGUCCUACAACAACUACAUGUACAGCAAAUACGGCGAACGCUCCACAGACGAAAACGACUAUGGCCGGGACUAUACCUACAAAGUACCACCGCGGGCAGAGUCUUACGACAGCUUCAUGGAUACCUGCAUGAAGAGGAACGACCUUCUGCAGGAUCAGGGCAGCGACUCCCAGGCCACACCUAACAACCAGAGGAACAACCCCCAGGUAGCCAACAGCCAGAGCAUGCCCAUCACUCCUGAGGUGGAGAACAGCAGUCCAGCUAGCAACCAGGAGGGAACAGACACAGUGAAGCCUCUCACCCCAGCCCAUGUGGAGAUAGCUGGAGAGGGUAAGGGUAAGGAGGAGGAUGACGGCCCAACAGUGAGCAUUGAGGAGAUUGGUUACCCUGUGUUGGUGGAGCAGCUGAAGAACCGUAAGUGUGUGGAGCUGUACAUGAACUACUCAGAGCGCUUCCUGGAGAAGCAGACAGCUGAACGCAGCAGCAGCGGCAGCAACAACAACAACAACAACAAGUAUGAGAACAGUCACAGUAACCCCCUCGGCCAGGGGCUGGUACAGCUGAUAACCACCCUCCUCAUGGUCCUGAGCAGCACUCUCCUGCUGCAGUAAGAUAGGAACACAUUGCCAUGUCCCAGUUGUCUGGAAUAGCUUCAUUUCCUAGUCCCCCCUCCUCAUUAUGCCCCUGAUUUCUUGUGAGGAUAGGUUAAUUAAGUAUGGUGGAGGUGGAGAUAUAACCAGUCCUUUAACUAAUCCUUGGUCAUGAAGGAAAGGGGACAAGGAAAGGAAGCCAGUGGAAAAUAACUUCCAGCAAAAUGAGGACCAUUUCCUCCACACGUUAUGGGGACAUUUGAGCUUGAAUAAAGUUUUACCGUUUGUCUAAUGGCCAAUCUCCUUUGUGUCUCUAACAUUUGUACGGAUUCCCUGUCAAUUUGGAUCUCCUGCUGUAGUACUUCCACUGUUCUUUUUCCAUUGCACUUUUUGUUGCAGAGCAGUUCCUGGUAGAAUAGUCUGUUGAGCUCUGUAUUUUGUUCUGUAAAACACUAUGGUUAGGUCAUGCCAAAUGCAUGAUGCUUUAAUAUUGUAUCUGUGUAACUAUUACGAUAUAUCUAUGAAUAUAAUACUAACUACAAGUACAUAAAAAACGUUAAAUAUUAUCCAAUUCUAACCUGUUAUGUGUUAUUAUGUGAUAGGACAUGAGGUAAGGUACUAUCAUCCGAUUUGUGGUUCUGUGUCUUUUUUUCCAAAGUGGUUCCACAGAAAGUACAGGCAAGCAUUAUGUCGACCGUCUGUCAUAUUAAAUAAAUUCUUUCAUAAACACAUUUUUGUGUGCGCUAUACUGUACAUCAGUGGUUCCCAACUCCAAUCCCAGAGUACCCCCAACCACACACAUUUUUGUUGUAGCCCUGGACAAACGGAUUCAAAUCAUUGAGUGCCUGAUGAUUAGUUGACAAGUUGAAACAGGUGCGCUUGUCCGGGGCUACAAUAAAAAUGUUGUACUGUAGGGGGUACUCGAGGACCAGAGUUGGGAACCACUGCUGUACAUGAUACAUCACAUGGUAUUUGUACUUUAAAUGUUUGAUCUUAUGUGGUCUGCAGUAUUUGGUUUUAAAAGUUGGGUGUUUUGUAAAUGCGCCGCCGUAAUUAAGUAAGGAAUUGUCAGUGUUUUGUUAUUAAUCAAUCCCUAUUUCUGUUCUUAUUUUUCUUUUUCUCUCUUGUCCCAUCUCUCUACCUCCCCAUCUAGUCUCCCUCUCCAUGUCCUCCUGUCCCCUGGUUAUCAGAAGUGCACUUAUUUCUCUUGGCGAAUGGAUAUAAAUGACUCUUCUUUUUCCUUUGUUUUUCAAGGAUGUAUUUAGUGAUGAACUCAUUUACAUUGGUUUUAACGUAGAGAACAUUCAUUGUUUUAAUGUGUCUUUAAAAUAGUUUAAAAUAA
This is a messenger RNA of Coregonus clupeaformis (lake whitefish), 3192 nucleotides long. Its product is annotated as FHA domain-containing protein FhaA-like. Gene Ontology annotation, cellular component: membrane. The record is from RefSeq and is a predicted model, not a curated record. Gene Ontology annotation, biological process: protein homooligomerization. Bases 33 to 1871 code for a protein of 612 amino acids. The transcript has 2 exons. Lineage: Eukaryota; Metazoa; Chordata; Actinopteri; Salmoniformes; Salmonidae.